This is a messenger RNA of Leptopilina boulardi, 3273 nucleotides long. It is a transcript of the gene Gpo1, whose product is annotated as glycerol-3-phosphate dehydrogenase, mitochondrial. Gene Ontology annotation, biological process: glycerol-3-phosphate metabolic process. The record is from RefSeq and is a predicted model, not a curated record. The transcript has 12 exons. Gene Ontology annotation, cellular component: glycerol-3-phosphate dehydrogenase (FAD) complex; mitochondrion. NCBI's taxonomy places the organism in Eukaryota, Metazoa, Arthropoda, Insecta, Hymenoptera, Figitidae. Bases 351 to 2510 code for a protein of 719 amino acids. Gene Ontology annotation, molecular function: calcium ion binding; glycerol-3-phosphate dehydrogenase (quinone) activity.
AUGGUCAAUUUAGCUCCCAAAGCAGAACUAAUUUAAUUUUUUCGGCACAGAAACUCAUCGGAAUCAAAUCCGUUGUAAUUUAGCACCAGGUAGCUAUUAACAGAUAUUGUGAUUAAACCUUACUUUAAUGUUGAAAUUUAUUAAUUAAAAUUAAGUUAAUUGUACAUAUAUACAAUUGUAACUUCUAGUCAUAUAUUUCUGACAAGCUACCUGGUCGCACGCGUGUUCCCACCAACUUAAAUGUUUUGCUUAUAUGUAAUGACUUGUACUUGGUUAACAUCACUGUGAAAUUGUAUUUGGAAGAAUUCAUGUUACUAUCCGCGUAAGUGUUUCAUACAUUGACGUUAGGAAUGGCUUCUUUAAGAUUAUUGGCAGCUAGUGCAAGUGCUGUGGGGGCAGGUGUUCUUACUAAUUAUUACUUCACAAACGACAAUACAGUUCAUGCGGAAAAACUCUCUAAACCAGUAAAACGACCUCUUCCUUCAAGAGAAGAACAAUUAAAAGCUCUUAAAUCUGGAGAGCAAUACGACGUUAUUAUAGUUGGAGGAGGUGCAACAGGUGCAGGAUGUGCUCUCGAUGCGUGCACUCGAGGUUUAAAGACAGCUUUGAUUGAAGCUGAUGACUUUGCGUCAGGAACAUCGUCACGUAGCACGAAAUUAAUUCAUGGUGGAGUAAGAUAUUUACAAAAAGCAAUUAUGCAAUUCGACGUUGAACAAUAUAAGAUGGUAAAGGAAGCUCUUCACGAAAGAGCACAAAUGCUUUAUAGUGCUCCUCAUCUUGCACAUCCUUUGCCCAUCAUGUUACCAGUCUACACAUGGUGGCAAAUACCAUAUUAUUGGUUUGGUAUUAAAAUGUACGACCUUGUAGCUGGCAGCAAAACUGUUAAAUCUUCAUAUUAUUUAAGUAAACAAAAUGCUCUAGAAUUAUUUCCAAUGUUAAAAGGAGAUAAACUCACCGGAGCGAUUGUAUAUUACGACGGUCAACAAGACGAUGCCAGAAUGAAUCUUGCAGUAGCUCUUACAGCAUCACGACUCGGUGCUACAGUAGUUAAUCAUGUUAAUGUUCUAAAUCUGUAUAAGGGUCUAGAUCGAGAUGGAAAAAGAGUUCUCAAUGGUGUUCGAGUUAGAGAUGAAUUAACAGGCGAAGAGUUUGACGUUAAAGCAAAGGCAAUAAUUAACGCAACGGGUCCCUUCACUGACAGUAUUCGCAAAAUGGACGAUGCCAGUAUUCCGGAAAUAUGUUGUCCAUCAUCCGGCGUUCACAUUGUUCUGCCUGGUUAUUACAGCCCUGAUCAGAUGGGUUUGCUUGAUCCAGCAACUAGCGAUGGAAGAGUAAUUUUCUUCCUGCCUUGGCAAAAGCAGACAAUCGCUGGAACGACGGAUCUUCCUUGUCAGAUAACUCAUAAUCCAAAACCAACAGAAGAUGAGAUUAUGUUUAUUCUUCAGGAGGUGAAAAAUUAUUUAAAUCCUGAUGUUGAGGUGCGUCGUGGUGAUGUACUCUCGGCUUGGAGUGGAAUUCGACCCCUUGUUUCCGAUCCAAACAAACCCAACACUCAAUCCCUCGCUCGAAAUCAUAUUGUUCAUGUCAGUCCAACGAAUCUUGUAACUAUCGCCGGUGGUAAAUGGACCACUUAUCGAGCAAUGGCCCAAGAAACAAUUGACGCGACAAUUAAAGCGUGCGACUUGGAACCAGAAAGACCUUGUCAAACAGAUGGUAUGCUUUUGGAAGGAGCUCACGGAUGGACGCCAACCAUGUAUAUUCGAUUGGUACAAGAUUUUGGAUUAGAAUGUGAAGUCGCUCAGCAUUUGGCAAAAAGUUAUGGAGAUCGUGCCUUUGCAGUGGCAAAAAUGGCUUCAUUAACUGGCAAACGUUGGCCGAUUAUUGGCAAAAAGAUUCAUCCCGAAUUUCCUUACAUCGACGCCGAGAUUCGAUAUGGAUGUCGUGAGUAUGCAAGAACUGCAAUCGAUAUGAUUGCUCGACGUUUGCGACUUGCGUUCCUCAAUGUACAAGCAGCACAGGAAGCACUUCCUGGCAUUGUCGACAUUAUGGCCGAAGAAUUACAUUGGUCAGCUGAUGAAAAAAAGAAACAACAAAAGGAAGCAAGCGAUUUUCUCGCUAAUGAAAUGGGUCAAGUUGUCAAUCGUGCUUCACGCGAUAAAAUUCCUAUUAAUCUUACCAAAGAUGAAAUUCAACUCUACAUCAAACGUUUCCAGAUCAUUGACAAAGAUCGCAAAGGAUACGUCUCAAUUAACGAUAUUAGACGAGGUCUUAAGCUCUUUGGCGACAAGGACGUACCGGGUGAGGAACUUCAUGAAAUCCUCCGCGAAAUCGACACUAAUAUGAACGGUCAAGUCGAGCUGGACGAAUAUCUUCAGAUGAUGUCGGCAAUCAAGUCGGGACAUGUUGCUUAUUCGCGAUUUGCAAGAAUGGCAGAAAUGGAGGAAGCACAACAUGAAAAAGAUGCUCUCAAGAAGAAGAUCAGCGUGGAGAGAUCUGGAGGUGGCCUGUAAAGAGUCACAAACCAAAAAAAAUAAAAAAAAAAAUAAUCGUUCGCACAUCCUUUUAGUAUCACAUGAAACUCAGUAAAUACAUAUUCACUGUACACUCUCUUUUACUUCUUUCUUCUUUAUCUCAUUCACUAUAUACAUUAUUUAUUUUUAGAAUUCUAAGUUUCUGAAUUUUCCUCUCAUUGUCAAAGCGAUUCUCUUAUCUGCAAAAAAAAAAGAAAAAAAAAAACUAUAUCAAAUGAGUCAUAUACUGAUGAAAAUACAAAAUAUAUAGGCUUUACAAGCAAAAGUAUUAUAAGCUUUAAGAUUAUUAUAAUAUGAAAAAUAUUUAUUUGACUAUAAUAUGCAUAAGACUGUAAACACUCGAUCAACUUUUUAAAGAAUUGUGCAUUAAAAAAAAGACAUUGUUAUUAUAUCGUUUAUGUUAGAAAAAAGCUUUUCGAAAAUCUUUUACAAUUUAUCGAUAGGCAUGAAUUUAGAAAAAAAAAAUUUACUUAAUUUUAUGUAAAGUAUAAUAUGUACAUAAAUUUAUUAUCAUUUAAUAAUAAUAAUAAUAAUUAAGUUAUCCGUUAUAUUGUGAGAUCGCACGUGCCUGUAUUUUUUUUCUGUAAUUUAUUUUUUUUUGUCAUCACUUCAUACAUAAAUAUAUAUAUAUAUAAUAGCCCUAUUGCUAAUAAUGAAUUUCACAUUUGUUCGAACGACAAUUUUUUGAUUCGCUGGACGACAAGCAAUAAUAACGAAAUAUACGAUAUAAAUAACGCUCCUA